This is a messenger RNA of Lodderomyces beijingensis, 1002 nucleotides long. NCBI's taxonomy places the organism in Eukaryota, Fungi, Ascomycota, Pichiomycetes, Serinales, Debaryomycetaceae. The record is from the annotation of a GenBank genome assembly.
AUGCCAGAAGCAGUAAGGAAAGGUCCAAAGAUCACGGACAUGACCGAUGAGACCAUCACAGAAAACACCAUCUUGGUCAACUCCCAACACGAUGACAUGAGAUUGAUGUUCCUUUUACAAAAAGCCGUUCAGCACUUGCACGAUUUUGCAAGAGAGACCAGGUUGACUACCGACGAAUGGAUGGCCGCCAUCAUGUUCUUCACCGAAGUCGGUAAGAUGUGCAGUGACAUUCGCCAAGAGUUCAUCUUGUUGUCAGACACCAUGGGUUUGUCCGUCUUGGUUGAUGGUAUCUCCCACCCAAAGCCAGCCAACGCUACCUCGGGUACCUUGUUGGGACCUUUCCACACGCACGAUGCUGAAGUCAAGGAACAGGGUGGCUCGAUCUGCUCCGACGGCAAAGGUGAGCCUUUGUUGAUUGAAGGUUUGUUGACUGACCCUGAAGGCAACCCCUUGGCAGAUGCCGAUAUUGACCUUUGGCACUGUGACGCCAAUGGGCUUUACGACACUCAGUACUCGGACAGAGACGCCAACGGUCCAGACAUGAGAGGUAUCGUCAAGACCAACGCAGACGGUUCCUUCAUCAUCAAAUGCACCAGACCCGUGCCAUACGCCAUUCCUCACGAUGGUCCCGUAGGUAAAUUGUUGCAGAAAUUGAACAGACACCCCUUCAGACCCGCUCACGUUCACUUUAUGAUUAGCAAGCCCGGCUACGACCAGUUGAUUACUGCCUUGUACGAAAAGGGAGACCCAUAUGAAACCUCCGAUGCCGUCUUUGGUGUCAAGACCCCUUUGAUUUACACUUUGGACAAGUUGGGCGAAGAGAGAGCCAAGAAGUACGGCAUGAACGCCGACGACUGGUACUUGAAAUGGCACUUUAAGAUUGUUACUGAAGAGCAAUCCGUCAAGUUGGUCCAAGAGAAGAACAAGGCUGCUUUGAGAAAGAGUGCUGCCAACGUUGUUCUCAACGACCAAGGUUUGCCCGAAUUCUCUCCAUUGGAUUAA